AGAAAAUAACCAAAUUGGCGUCAGGAAUAUAGGAGUAUGUCGUCAUUAUGUGACCAUUGCCAGCCAUAGCUCAGUCGCAGCGCAGAGCAGGCGAUGUUGUCAUCUUGGCAACACCAUGAUCACCAUGUGUUGUUAUACCAGCGAAGCAUAUUACACAUCGCUUUAUCAUCCCUCCAGGAUGGACCAAAGCAAAAUUAAUCAACACAUGAGCAUGGUGACGGAGACGGGCAUCUGCGACCUGCCGGCGGACUGCCUGGUCCUCGUGGCCUCCUUGACCUCCCCUGGCGACGCGUGCAGGCUGGCGGCCACCGCUACGGCGCUCCGGGCGGCCGCCGACUCCGACGAGGUCUGGAAGAGCUUCCUCCCGGCAGACUGCGCGGACAUCCUCGCGCGGUGUAGUGCUGCGGGUGAUGAGCGCCGCCGUGAAGGCGAAACGAACAAGGAGCUCUUCUCCCGACUCUGCGUCUGCCCCGUCCUCCUCGACGGCGGCAAGCUGAGCUUCUCGCUCGAGAGGCAUAGCGGUGCCAAGAAGUACAUGAUUGCACUGUGGCACGGGUUUGGUGGCUACCAGUACUACGGAUUGGAGGACUCGUCCAGUCACACAUUCACCCUCACUCCAGAUUCCACAAGGUGGCGGCUCCCUCGUACCUGUUGUGGGUGUAUGUCAACGCCAUCAUGAACACCAAGAACCUCUCAAGCAUCGACAGAGGCUAUGAGGCAUAUCUCGUGUACAAGGUGCAUUGGUUACAUGCAGACACGACUCUGAACCAAAACCAAGAAGCUGUACGGGUCCUCCUUCGCGGCCAUUUGCAACCAUGACUGCAACCAUAGCAUGUCUCAUAGGCACUCGUGGUCAAUGUUAUGGGAAUUGGCUGGGAACUAUGGAUCAUCAUGGUUAUCUGUGGACAAUAAUGGUUUUACAGGAGGGUUCACAAUGUCACAUAGGUGCUAGAUUAUCAUAUAGAAGGGAUAGAGAUAAGGCCAAGAGGAAUUGGAAGUUGAAACAUGUCUAAAUGUAUUAGGUAGAUAAAUUCACAAUAUAUGGUUAAGUCUGUUUUAGGGGAUAUUACAAUUUGCAACUAUGUUGUGCUAAUUUUGUGCAUCUUACAGACAUUUAUUGUUUUAACAGGAAAAAGAUCGAGAACAUA
Molecule: messenger RNA, 1148 nt
Organism: Hordeum vulgare subsp. vulgare (domesticated barley)
Lineage: Eukaryota; Viridiplantae; Streptophyta; Magnoliopsida; Poales; Poaceae
Product: F-box protein PP2-B11-like
Exons: 3
Coding region: 116-679 (187 amino acids)
Molecular function (GO): protein binding
Source: RefSeq, a predicted model, not a curated record